GAGGGUUGACAAUGUUUAUGCAGACGUAAAAGGCUACUCCAUAGCAGGGGGAACAGUUCCCCCAAGCGUCCUCAUAACGAAGGCAAAACCGGAUAUUGUUAUCGUAACAGGUAAUAUCGAACUUUUGGAAUUAACCGUACCAUUUGAAAUGAAUAUCGAUAAAGCGCAUCGACGAAAAGAGGAUAAAUACAAAGAUACCAUCAAUGAUAUUGUCAGACAUGGGUUUAGAGGUAAAAUUACCUGCCUUGAAAUAGGAAGUAGAGGUCUCAUUACUCCAGCAAAUGAAUGUAGAAUAAAAGAUAUUCUUAAGAUAACUUCAAGAAACGCCAAAGCAAUAAUUAAGGAAAUUUCAGAAACUGCUCUCGUUACCAGCUACACAAUUUGGAAUGCUAGGUUUAACCCUGCAUGGGAAAAUAUUACACUAAUGUAA
Anneissia japonica is the source of this 430-nucleotide messenger RNA. RefSeq lists its product as uncharacterized. Lineage: Eukaryota; Metazoa; Echinodermata; Crinoidea; Comatulida; Comatulidae. The transcript has a single exon. The annotation marks the transcript as partial. The record is from RefSeq and is a predicted model, not a curated record.